UGUGUGACGUCAAACGCAGUUUACAAGCAAGGCUAGCUCGAGGUUCGGACAGCAACAGAGCAACGAAUUUAUAAAUAUCGCUUUAUAUAUUUUCGUAUCCUCAAUAUUUUUUGUUUAACUGUUUUGAUAUUCUUUUCAUGUUGAUAAUCAAUUUGAUUUGAAGAUUCAUAUGAGUGUUGAAUCAUUUAAUGAAAGCUCUAAAAAAUUUCAAAAAGUAGUUGGUUGUGUAUAAAUGAAAUAAUUGAACAAACAGUUUGAUAUAAAUUUUUUCAUAUAUUUGUAUACUGUUAAAGCAGUUUUAGUUGUAAUAACAGGGCCAAACAAAAAUACUUGCUCUUCCGUGGUAUCCGGUAGAAAUGGGGGGAGCUGUGAGUGCAGGUGAAGACAAUGAUGAGCUUAUUGAUAAGUUAGCUGAAGCGGAAUAUAUAAAGUCUCCCAUAGUGGAGAAAAUAUUCCGUGAAGUUGAUCGUGCCAACUAUUAUCUGGAAGGUUGCAAGGAAAAUGCCUAUAGAGAUAUGGCUUGGAAACAUGGUCAUAUUCAUCUUUCAGCACCUUGUAUUUAUUCUGAGGUUAUGGAAUCCUUAAAACUUGGUCCUGGAAUGUCUUUUUUGAACCUUGGUAGUGGUACUGGAUAUCUCAGUACAAUGGCAGGACUUUUGCUAGGGACAUACGGUGUCAAUCAUGGGGUGGAAUUGCAUCGAGAUGUUGUGAUUUAUGCCAGAAAUAAACUAGAAGAAUUUCAAAACUCAUCCCCAGCUCUGGAUAAAUAUGAGUUUUGUGCUCCAAGUUUUGUUGUAGGAAACUGUUUACUACUAGACAGUUCUGUACAACAGUAUGAUAGAGUCUACUGUGGAGCUUCUUGCCCAUUGGAGCAUGAAAACUAUAUGAAAAAUUUAGUUCGCAUUGGUGGAAUUUUAGUCAUGCCUUUGAAGGAUCAUUUAUUGCAAGUAACCAGAACUGGUGAAACUAGUUAUGAAGUAAAAAAUCUCCUUCCUGUUUCUUUUGCCUCACUUGUUUUACCGAAACCCAACGAAGCUCUUACGUCUGUAAAACUCCCUGAAAUGUGUCCAUUAAGUUUGCAAGAGCUUUGCCGCUCAACUGUGAGAAUACUUUUACGAAGAAAUGUGGAAAUCGAAAAUCCUUCUUUGAAAGAACGAAAGAAACCUCAUCAUCCUAAACGCAAGAGAGGCAGAAGACGAAUGAAAAGGAUUGUGAUACCCAUUUUUGAGGAUCGGCGAAGACAAAAUUUUGAUAGUAGAAGAGGUAGUCAGUCUGAUGCUGAUGACAGCAGACGAGGCAGUCACUCAGAUGUAGAAAAUCGACGAGAUAGCCAAGCAGAAGCUAGUGACAGUGGACGGGAUAGUCAAGCAGACACCAGCAGUAGACGACAUGGUUACACUAGAAUUUCUCCAGAUACAAAAAUUGUGUUAAACAUUAAUAAUCCAAGGUCUGGACAAUCUGUGCAAAAGAUGGAAGUUACAAUUGACAGUGAAGACCCUGAAUCUCAAAUCACAACUGAAGAUGAUGAUAAAAAGGAUCAGUGUGAGAACAGUACUCCAAAAAAUGGCAAGAGAAAACUAAGCCAACCAGGCAAUGGUGACAGUGGAAUUGAUAACAUAAGUGAUGACUCUUUUCUCGAGGAGGGUCCCACAGACAGUGAGAAAUAUGGAGCAUCAUCCAAUCCAUCAAGCUCACAAAGUUCAGUGGAAAGUAUGACUAGAAAUUCGGCAUAUCUAAAACGAAGUGCCGAAGAAAAUGACGACGAUGAUGGUGCUUUAGAUCCGCGAACUAAUGGGGGUGAAGAUCGAAAAUUUGCAAACUACAAAAAUACAGCAGUAAUAUUUAAACGGGUUGCCUUCAGUGAUGCAGACAGUGAUGAAUUUGAUGAUCUUGAUAGUGAUUCAGGAAAAGAUUGCUUUUCAGUGAAAAAUAAAGAAGAUUCUAAUGAAAAUAGUGAUACAUUUACAUACACCUAUUUUAUGAAGCAGAAGAUACAGCAGCUGCCACUUCCACAAACCUUGAAAAUCUUUGUAAAUCUCUCCAGACCUGUAUAAAAAGUUUAUAGGCUUGAUAAUUAUGUACUGGACUUGUAGACUUUUGUAGACUUUCUCAGUUUUGAAAUAUUUCAUUGGCUCCAUUGUAAAUGUUUCUAGAGAGUUCAGUGCCAUUCUUAAUUUUCCAAAAUUAUUCAAUAUAAAGAAAUAAAGCAAUCCAAUUAUGUUAUGAGAAAAUGUUAACAGGUUUCUCUCUCUCUCUCUCCCCCCCCCUUUUUUUUUUUUUUUUUUUUUUUUAUAUUAUUAUUAUUAUUAUUAUUAGAUUGUAAAGAUGUUGAAAAUUAACAAAUUUUUUCUGAUGAUGAAUUUUAAAUCGAUAGAAAUAUUGCUUAAAUGUUAGGAAUAAUUUUCAAUAUAAUAGAAUUGUAAAUAAGCUGCUUUCAGGCAUUAAAUUUUUAUGUUAAGCAUUUCGUACCCAUUAGUUUAAAAACUGAAUUAAUGCAAUUAAAAAGUAAGACUAAUUUAGAUUUUAAAUAUGUCAUGUACAAUUACUUACUUAUUUAAUAAAACAUAUUAAUUAAUAAAUAGUUGGUAAUAGUUCUUUUAUACAUGUCUCAGUAUUUGACUUUUUUCUUUUAAUAAUGAUUACAGAAUCUUUUGCCAGGAAUGCAAAAAGUUUUUUAAAAAAAUCCAGAAUUAUAUGUUUAAAAUGACUUUAAAGGUAAUAUUUUGUUUUUAAAAGACAUUCAGAUAGCUUAUUUACUCUAGAACUCUUACUUUUUUCUUUCCUCUAUUGCCAAAAGAAAUUCUUUUUUAAUUAUUAUUAUUAUAAGAAUUUUUUGUGUAAAAUCUUCCUUUCCUCCUGAGUGGUUUCUUUUUGGCCACCAUACUUGUGAAUGUGUAUCUAUAAAAGAAUUCUAAAAUGGCCAUAAUAUUAAGACAUGCACAAGUCAAAAAGUCAUAUCUGCUAAUUUCAGUAUGUUAUUUUCAAUAUUAUGCAUUAUUAAAUUAUGAUUUAUUCAUUAAAAAUAUUAGGUUAUAUUCAAUUUUAAUUUUUAAUAGUGAAAGGAUUUUUAAAAAUAUGAAUUAUUAAAAUAUAUUAUUUUUGGUACUGAACUCAAUUCUACACUGCACUUGUAUAUUGCACUUGGUACAUUAGUGUUUGUGUUAAUGUGGUUAUAUGAUUUCAUGUGUGUAAGUUUGAGAUGUUGUUCAGCUGUAUUUUUCAGUGCAAUACAGUGAGAUUAUAUAGACUUUAAAUAUAUUUGUACUUUGUUAUAUUUAAGAUGAAGGUAUCUUAAAUUUUAAAAUUACAGACUUGUUUACUGCUGUAUGAUGGUCAAAGUUUAAACCAUGCUUCUACUCUAAAUAUGUAAACAAUGUUAUUUAUUAUCAUGAAGUAGUUUCGUAGUGAGAGAGAAUUCAAUGGAAUCAGAUUGUUUCUUACAAGUUCCUUACAAUCAUUCUGUUUUCGAUAUGAAUACUUCUUUUCUUAACUGCUUAGCCUAUCAUGAUAAUUUUGUAUAUUAAGUUGAUAUAACAUUAGCAGAAAUGGAAAGAAUAUGGUUUAAAUAAUUUUAUGCUUUAUGUUUUGUAUAUACAAACUGAUAUCUGAGGUAAACUGAUUUUUAUGAUAUAAAAUGACUUUGUGUAACAUUAUAAUGACAAUAAAACUUAACUUGAACAAA
Molecule: messenger RNA, 3682 nt
Organism: Stegodyphus dumicola
Lineage: Eukaryota; Metazoa; Arthropoda; Arachnida; Araneae; Eresidae
Product: protein-L-isoaspartate O-methyltransferase domain-containing protein 1-like
Biological process (GO): protein modification process
Cellular component (GO): cytoplasm
Molecular function (GO): protein-L-isoaspartate (D-aspartate) O-methyltransferase activity
Source: RefSeq, a predicted model, not a curated record